UCUAGUUGUCUCCCCUACCCAACAACCCUGGUUCAUUGUGCAACCCUGUUUACGGUUUACUUUUACCCCCUUUUAAUUUGAUCCAAAGCACUCUCUUCGCUUCUUGAACUCGGCGGGAAAUCUGUGAUCAUAGAAUCAUAAGCAAUCGCUUGGUGUGGCGAGACGUUUCCGUUCGGGAAUUGUAUUGAUAACAGAAGUUGGUUGAGCUUUAAAGUUGGGUUAUUUCCUUUCAUCUCAAAGAUGAAUCCAGCGCCAUUUUCGUCUGGGACACCUUCUCCCUGGUUUCCAAUAUCUCAACCCGUCUCCUCGGUAGCCAAUGCGUUUUGGGAAUCUGGACAUGUAGACGAACACCUAAAGAACUUACAAUAUACAGUAAAUCUCCUGAAGGCAGUGCAGAAAGAACUAGAAGUAAUUCUCUUGAGUAGAGAAACUGAUGGGUCCUCAAAGGAGUUUGGUAAUGUGCCUGCUAAUGAUUGUCUUCAUAGAUUUUUUGAAGUGGUUAAAGCAAAGAGGAUUAAUUUGAAACUGCAAGAGUCUCUUUCAUUGGAAGCAGCAAACUCUUUGCUUUCUGCUUUGAAAACUCAGCUUGUGCCUUUUAAUGCUCUAAUAAAUCAAACAAGUUCAUGGGAGGAAAAAUCUGCUGCUGUCAAAGUAGCUAAUAAGUUUCAGAAGCACCAAAGAAAUAAGCGUUGGAGGAAGAAGAAGAGGAAACGCAUUGCAGAAAUGCUUUCUAAGGGGGAGGUGUCACUUCCAGUAUCUGGCAUGGUUGGACUAGCUAUUUUGAUUUCAUUUGCUAGAGUUGUUAGUUGUUACUCUUGUUUUUCCAAUCUCAGACAAGGUUCUGCAUUUUUUUUUUUUCAGCUUGAGCUGAUCUUGAUUGUGGAAAAGUUGCAAGAACUACGUUCCAUAAGAAUCCAGAAACUGAAGAAACAAGGCCAUUUUCUCCCAGAAGAGGAUGACAAAUUUCUUCAGCAAGUAGAAGCUGCAGUUGAGGAAGAAGAACGCCAAGCUGCGGCUGCUGCUGACACAGAUGCUGCCAGAGAUGCCAUUGCGACAGCUGAGGAAUCUAGGAAAAAUAUCCUUAAUGGUGGACCUGAGUCAAAAGAUAGCAGUGGUAAAGGUGGAGAUAACGAGAAUCGGAGCCAACUCUCUGGGACUGAAAAUGAAAGAGUAGCUGGUGCAGCCACAGUGCAGGAGCCUGAACAGGGACAAGAAGGACAGGGUUCUUCUGGGGCUUAUGAUUCUGUUUCCAAUUUACCUGUUGAAUUCUAUCACUACUACCAUGGCGGUAACAAUGACAUGGGCACACUUAUCGAGGUCAGGAGAACAUGGGAUGCAUUUAUAAGACCAGGAGGAAGCCAGAUACCUGGCCAUUGGGUUCAGCCACCACCUCCUGCAAAUGCGGUAUGGUCUUCCUAUUUGGUACGGCAGAGUUGACAUUUUGAAGACCAUAUUUAAGCAAGUCUGAGCUCGGAUUAUGUGGUAUUCUGAUGAUGGCAAUUGAUCUCGAAACAGUCCAUUGCAAGACAAGGAAAUCAGGUGGGUUUGGGUGGGUUGAGCCAGGGGAUUGAAUCAAAAACUGGGGUAGGCAUGCCCAAUACAGCCAGUUGUAAUCUGUUUUAUUUGGAUGGUCUGUUUAAAGCUAGAAAGCUGAAAGUAAAAUGUUUUAUGUAAGAAUGUCCUUUUUAUGGUCCAUGUUGAGUCAUGUUGAAGGCUGGUAUAGCUUUAUGACCAUUGGAUUGGUUUUACACCCUCAUGGAUGGCCCACAAUGUAUUAAUAAGCAUUUUACCCGUGCAAUGUUCAACUAAAGUUGCAAAAGUUCAAAUUUAAACCAAA
Molecule: messenger RNA, 1837 nt
Organism: Macadamia integrifolia
Lineage: Eukaryota; Viridiplantae; Streptophyta; Magnoliopsida; Proteales; Proteaceae
Product: U11/U12 small nuclear ribonucleoprotein 59 kDa protein-like
Exons: 9
Coding region: 241-1437 (398 amino acids)
Source: RefSeq, a predicted model, not a curated record